This is a messenger RNA of Motacilla alba alba, 1187 nucleotides long. Its product is annotated as olfactory receptor 14I1-like. NCBI's taxonomy places the organism in Eukaryota, Metazoa, Chordata, Aves, Passeriformes, Motacillidae. Gene Ontology annotation, biological process: G protein-coupled receptor signaling pathway. Gene Ontology annotation, molecular function: G protein-coupled receptor activity; olfactory receptor activity. Bases 55 to 1065 code for a protein of 336 amino acids. The transcript has a single exon. The record is from RefSeq and is a predicted model, not a curated record. Gene Ontology annotation, cellular component: membrane.
UUUCCCAGAGCAGGAACAAGGCUGGGUGAGUCCCAGCGGGACAGUCUGCAGGGAAUGGCCCAGGUUUGGCUCAAAGCAUCCUCUGCUGACUUGUCACUGUCCUUUCUCCAUGAACAGGUGCAGCCCCAGCAAAUGUCCAACAGCAGCUCCAUCAGCCACUUCCUCCUGCUGGCAUUGGCAGACACGCGGCAGCUGCAGCUGCUGCACUUCUGCCUCUUGCUGGGCAUCUCCCUGGCUGCCCUCCUGGGCAACGGCCUCAUCAUCAGCGCCGUAGCCUGCGGCCAGCACCUGCACACGCCCAUGUUCUUCUUCCUGCUCAACCUGGCCCUCACUGACCUGGGCUCCAUCUGCACCACUGUCCCCAAAGCCAUGCACAAUUCCCUCUGGGACACCAGCACCAUCUCCUACACAGGAUGUGCUGCACAGGUCUUUUUUUUCAUCUUUUUUGUUUCAGCAGAGCUUUCCCUCCUGACCAUCAUGUCCUACGACCGCUACGUGUCCAUCUGCAAACCCCUGCGCUACGGGACCCUGCUGGGCAGCAGAGCUUGUGCCCACAUGGCAGCAGCUGCCUGGGCCAGUGCCUUUCUCUAUUCACUGCUUCACACGACCAAUACAUUUUGCCUGCCCCUGUGCCAUGGCAAUGCCCUGGGACAGUUCUACUGUGAGGUGCCCCAAAUCCUCAAGCUCUCCUGCUCAAAUUCCUACCUCAGGGAACUCGGGCUCAUUGCUAUUAGUGCCAGUUUUGCACUUGGUUGUUUUAUGUUCAUUGUUUUCUCCUAUGUGCAGAUCUUCAGGGCCGUGCUGAGGAUCUCCUCUGAGCAGGGACGGCACAAAGCCUUUUCCACCUGCCUCCCUCACCUGGCCGUGGUCUCCCUUUUUGUUGGCACUAUCAUAUUUUCCUACCUGAAGCCCCCCUCCAUCUCCUCCCCAUCCCUGGAUCUGGCAGUGUCAGUUCUGUACUCGGUGGUGCCUCCAGCCCUGAACCCCCUCAUCUACAGCCUGAGGAACCAGGAGCUCAAGGCUGCAGUGUGGAGACUGAUGACUGGAUGCUUUCAGGAACAUUAAACUGCUGGACACUUUCUGCAAAUCACUUGUAAUAAAAGUCAUCUUUGAUACUUAUUGUUGGUUUAGUUGUAGAGUUUUUCCCUUUGUUUUACUUUUUUCAUAUGAUUUCAAAUAAAUGUCAU